AUGGUCUACCCCUUUGACCUUCCAACAACCUCCCACCUCGCCUUCCAGACCGUCCUCUCAUCUCGCACGCAUCCAUCUCUGCCACAAUCUGCAACUACAGCCCGACAUGCCCUCCGCCUUGCGCUCAAGGCCCACAACCGCCUACCCCGCGGCCCCCAGCGCGACUCCCACCUAACCUCCGUCCUCUCCGCACUCAACAACUACAUCCCGUACCUCGCCGCAUUAGCCCAGGGACUUAACAAUGGAAAGCCAGAUGUUACGACGACAUCGCCGACCUUCCCUCACCCCGAAGAAAUUGAAGUAACGCAGCGCGCCGAGCUGGAGCCUGAAUGGCGCGCAACUCUCGCUUCAAGCUCUCUGCCCCGCCCUUCUACAAGCCGUACCCGCGGAUCAGGAAUUCAGUAUGAACUUGCUUUUACACUCACGACAUUAGGCUAUGUUCUAUCUUCUCUCGCACGGACUGGCGUCACUCGCACACUCUAUGCCGCGUCAACACCCAGUGCGGAGCAGCGCACCGCGGCCGUUCAAACAGCAACCAAGCAUCUCCUUCAAGCGAGCACCAUACACUCAUUUCUAUAUACGUCACCAUACUUCACGCCUGGGCUGGAAACAGCUGCGGCGCCCGAUGUAGCGCCUGAAACGCAGGCGGCACUUUCGUCACUCGCAUUGGCAGAAGCGACUCUGCUCACUGUGUUAAAAGAUGACUCUUACGUCGUGACGUGCAUCCAAGCCCGGAACCCGAACGAUAAAGACUGGAUGGUUCGCGCACCGGAGAUCCCCAAGGUCCGCGCGCAUCUCUUUGCGCGCCUGUGUAUUCGCGCCGCGGAAUACGCCGAGCAAGCUGCUACCGGGCUGGGCUCUGUAGCCGCGGAGGGCCGGAAAGCUGGCGUUGACGAGGACAUCGUCAAAUACGUCCGUGUUCUGGGUCUAGUUGCACGCGCUAGAGCAUGUCGGUUCUUCGGGGUUGACGCGGAGCUCGCAGGGAAGAUCGGGGAGGGAAUCGCAUGGCUCCGAGCGGCGAAAGGAGCGCUGGGACUACGCAACCCGGGGUCCGCAUCUACAGAGGAGGGUUCGACGAAGAGCAGGGGUCUGUCGAAGUUGAAGCUGGGCUUCCGGGAGCGGCGCGAGGAGCGCAAGAUGGAGAAGAGUGCGGGGGGCGAGCGCGUGGAGAAGGGGGAGCUAGGGCCUGGAGAUAAUGCUGGUCGAGAAGAAGAAGUGCGCGUGCUUGAAAUGCUAGAGACGAAGUGGGUAAGGACGAAUGAUACGAUAAACUCGCAAUUGAUCCCCUCCUCAGCGGACUACGUCACCAACCUGCCCUCAGGGCGCGAUGUCCUCCCGCCUCAGCCUCCGUAUGCUCUUCCUUCUCUAGACGAGGAGCAUCUGUCCCGGAUGCGUGCCCCGCCUACGGAGCUUGAACUGAGUCCCGGGAGUGAUAUUGAGGACAGUGAUGUUGAAAGCCCGGUUGCGAGAGAUACGCAUACACCUGGGGCUUUUCCUGAGCGCACCGACAGUGCUUACUAUUGA
This is a messenger RNA of Aspergillus mulundensis, 1524 nucleotides long. RefSeq names its product pH-signaling protein PalC. Gene Ontology annotation, cellular component: plasma membrane. Gene Ontology annotation, biological process: cellular response to pH. NCBI's taxonomy places the organism in Eukaryota, Fungi, Ascomycota, Eurotiomycetes, Eurotiales, Aspergillaceae. The record is from RefSeq and is a predicted model, not a curated record. Bases 1 to 1524 code for a protein of 507 amino acids. The transcript is spliced from 2 exons.